AUAUAUCAGUUUCUUUAUCAACUAUUAAGGAAAGAGCACUUUGAAGUGCUAUUUGAUACCAUUAAAGAAAAAGAAGAAUCAACUCGAAAUGAAACGUUUGUUGCCAGCAACGGUUGGUUUCAAAAAUUUGAAAUAAGACAUUACAUAAACAAUGCAAGAAUAAAAGGAGAAUCCGCAUCUGCUGAUAUUAACGCUGCUAGCAAAUUUAUUGAUGAUUUUAAGCAAAUACUGAGGGAAAUUAUACGCCAAAACAAGUUUUUAAUGUCGAUGAGACAGCGCUAUUUUGGAAGAAAACCGGUCUCCGUACUUAUACUAAGGGGGAUCCAAAUGCAGUUCAAGGGCAUAAAAUUUUGAAAAAUAGGGUUUAUUAUUGGGAGGCAAUGCCAGUGGUUAUUUAAAGUUGAAACCGUUAUUAAUAAAUAAAACGCAGAAUCCACGAGCAUUGAAAAAUUUUAAUAAAAACAAACUUCCUAUCAAAUGGUCUUUGAAUAAAAAAGAUUGGAUGACAGCUGUGAUAUUUAAUGAUUGGUACGAAAAUUAUUUUUAUCCAACUGUAAAAAGAUACUGCAAAAAGGAAAAUUUAAAUUUUAAUAUAUUAUUAUUAAUAGAUAAUGCUCCAAGCCACUCUUCACUUUUAUUAAAAUCAGAUGAGAAUAUAAGAAUCAUUUUUUUGCCACCUAAUACCACCUCUCUUAUCCAACCAAUGGACCAAGGUAUAAUUUCAAGUUUCAAGCGGAGAUAUUUACGUAAUACUAUUAGAUUGCUGAUAGAUAAAUUAAACGAUACCGAAAGUGUUAACGAAAAUUUGGUUCACAAUUUUUGGAAAGGCUUUAACACAAAGAACGGAAUAGAUAAUAUUAGUAAAGCUUGGGAUGAAGUCACGGUUUCGACAAUGAAGAACGGAUGGAAGCCACUAUCUUUUAUGAAUGAAUAUCCAACUGAACAUGAAGUUUUUAAUUUAAAUAAAGAAAUAAUGUUUUUAGCGGAAAAAGCUGGUUUAUCUAAUUUUGGUGAAAGUGAUAUUCAACAUUUCAUCAACACAAACGAAGAACCACUGUCAACCCAAGAUCUAAUUGACAUUUUAGAAAAAAAUGUUGAUGAAAAUAGUUCUGAUGAAUAAUCAAAUAUUAACAAUGAAAAAAACAGCUCAGAAACAAUUGAAUUUUCGAAAUUAGCAGAAGCAUUGGAAUAUUUAAACAGAGCUGUAGAAAUUUUUGAAAAAUAUGACCCAAAUUUCGAAAGAUCUCACCUUACUUCUAAAAGUAUUUCGAACAGUGUGUCACAGUACAAAGAAAUGUACAAUGAGUUACAGCAAAACAAAUUAAAACAAAAAAAAUUAAUGAAUUUUUUUUAGUUAAAAAUGAUAGUCAGUAAUUAAAAAUACGAAUCGAUGUGAUAUACAUAUAUAAACUUAAUUAGAUUUUAUUUUAUUAAUUUUUGUUUAAAUUAAAUUUGAUUAUAAAAUUAGAUUUUUUGGUUUCGUUAUUAUAUUUUAUUGUUUUUUCGGUUUUAUUUUAUUUUUUUGUUACUUUUUUUAAAAAACAUGUCAAUCAUAAUAAACAAUCGUUUGUCUAAUUCAGUUUUUGUUUUCAUACAUUUUUUUUCCGCUUCAAGCGACAAUUCGAGUUACGACAUAAAUUUCUGGAACCAAAAAUGUCGUAUCUCGAGGACUUCGUGUAAUUUCCUUGUACAUACAAUUUACCAAAAAAAAUUACUUUUGAAAAAAAAAGGAAAAUUCAUUUACUUUUUUUUAUGAAAUAAUCCUAAACAGAAUUUUUUUUUGUAUAAUUUAAUAACCUUAAAAAAAAUGGAUCUUAAAUAAAGAAUGUUAACAUAGUAUAUAAUAAAUGAAUUAUUUAUCGUAGGAUAAAUUUAAAGGAAAGAAAACAGUCUUUAAAGAAAAUUUAAUUUUUUUUUUUCUUAUUAAAACUUAUUCAUAUUUUCCUAAAAUUAUACAAAAAAAACCUUAAAUGGGUGUACAAACUAUUCUUUUUCUAAUUUAUGCUUGAAUUAAAGUAUUGAUGGAGUUGUAGUUCCUUUCCCCUUUGGGGCGUCUAAAAUUUAGGGGUUUUUUCGAGCAAAUAGUGGGAGUCUCAGCAACAUCUGAGCUUGUGCAUAGUUUCACAUUAUAAAAUAACCAAAAUGUUGCUUUAAUUCUUUUCUAAUAACUAUUGAAAAGCUGUUAAAUAAGAUACCGACUUUCCCGGGUAUAAUGUCCGGCGAUAAUAAUGUGAAUUUUUAUAAUAAUUAUUUAAUAUACGUUAGAGUUUUGUUUUUUGAUUACCUUUUCACAGCUUUGUUUAUUUUAGCUAUUUAGUGGUUACAAAUUUCUUUUACCAGUGGCAACCCUGCGUGCAUCUGGGAAAGCAUGCGUUGUUUUUAAGGUUAGAGGAAGAAAUUUCGAUGGAAGUUUUUACUCAAAAGAUAAGUGUACCGCGUAGUGCACCCUAUCGCAAUGCUUCACGUUCUGGUUCACUACAAGGUGUUCCAGCUAAAUCCAACUUUAUUUUUUCGCAAUCGCACUAAUUUUUUUAUUUUUUUAUUUCAACGUGUGCAUAAUUUUUUUUUCUAGUUAUGAUAUGUAGCCAUUGGUGGUAACCUGCUUCCAUUUAACCCACCCCAGGCUGAAGCUCCGGGAGACAGCCAGAUGCACACAGGGGUAACUGGUGGCCGAUGCCCCAACCAGUGGCGGAUGACAUGCUCUGUCAGGUCGUCCCAAACAAAAUCAAGCACUAGUUCAACCAAGGUUCACUGAUCAAUAACUAUCAAAUACACCAUUUUUGAUUUUAUUUAAAAGAAAAUGGAUAUAUUAAUGUAAAAUUACCAAAAAUAUUGACGAUUCAAGAGACUUGCUUUGAUGAUAAGUUGAUUCAAUUAUAUAAUAUAAUGAACUAUAUCGCAGUACAUUAUUGCCGCCACGAUUCUUAUGGGGGUGUGAGUAUUCACAUACACGAAUCUUUAAAUUAUGGGGAAAUUAAUGUUAUUAACCAUAAUUAUUGCAAUGCUAUUUCGUUAAAAUUACUAGAUAUUUCGUAUAAUAAAAGGUUGUGCAUAGUUUUACAUUAUAGAUCACCAAAAUGUUGCUUUAAUUCUUUUCUAAUAUGUAACUAUUGAAAAGUUGUUAAAUAAGAUACCGACUUUCCCGGGUAUAAUGUCCGGCGAUAAUAAUGUGGAUUUUUACAAUAAUUAUUCGCUAAAGACCAACUAUUUAUCAUUUCUCUCUUCUUUUAAUUAUUACCAGCAACACAACUUAAUCUCAAUUAAUGUGUGUGCAAUUAAAAAUAAUAUAAGUGAUCAUAAUAUUAUCAUGGUAAAUUUGAACAAUAUUGUUAAGAUUUAUAAGAACCAUCAAUUUAUAAAAUCUAGAACCAGUUUUUCUAAUGUUGCAGGUAUAAUUAAUUCAACAAUUUCAAUAGGUAAUUAUUGUGAUAUAAAUGUCAAUGAUAUGUGUGAUAACUUGAUUUCUGAUAUUGGAAGUAUUAUCAGCACUAACACAAAUACUAGUGCUGUUACUUAUAAUAAAAGGGAUCAAGUUGCUCCAUGGUUAAAUGAUAGUCUUAAAAACUUAAUUAGAGAAAGAGAUAAAAUGAGGAAAACAUACAAAAAAACCCUAAUAAUGUUGAUUUGUUUAGUGAUUACGUAAGAAUCAAAAAGGUUGUAAAUCAUUCUAUAAGAAAUUGUAGAAGGACAUAUUAUCAUUUCCGUAUACAGUCAUGUGGGUCUGACCAAAAAAAUCUUUGGCGGACUUUAAAUGAUUUUACGGAAAGAGUUAAUAGGGAAACCGUUUAUUUAUUUGAUAAAGACGGUGAUGGUGCAGUUCUUUUAAAUGAGCCUAUUGACAUUGCAAAUAAAUUUAACCACUAUUUUGUUAGUAUAGGUAGAAAUAUAUCCAAUCAUUUCUUAUAAUGAUGUAAACUUUUUGGGACUCUCAAUCAUGAAUAUUCAAACUUUGAUUUUCCUGAGAGCAACAUUUCUGAGGUUACUUGAUAUUUUAAAGCAUCUUAAUAAUAAAAAUUCAGUUGGUUGGAAUAAUAUUCCUCUUUAAGUAAUAAAAAAUUCUUCUACUAUUUUUGCAUCUAUUUUGUCAACUCUGUAUAAUAAAAUUGUAAUUACCGGCGUCUAUCCUGAUACAUUAAAAAUUCAGAAGGUUACACCUACAUAUUAAGGAUGGUAAUAAAUUUGAUAUUGCAAAUUAUCGACCGAUAUCGGUACCAUCAGUGUUUGCCAAGAUUAUUGAAAAGAUUAUAUUGUAUAAAAAUCUAGAAAAUCAUUUAAAUAGUAAUAUUUUGUACUCUUAUCAAUAUGGAUUUAAGAAGGGAAUUGGUACCCAAAGUGCUUUAGUGGAUGUUAUUGAUUUGUUAUGUGAUAAAUUAUCUUAUUUUAAUAUGGUUGCAUGUGUAUUUAUUAAUUUAAGAAAGGCGUUCGAUACUAUUGACCAUGAUAUUCUUAUCACUAAAUUAAGAUAUUUUGGUUGCUCUGCUAGAUCGAUUAUAUUAAUGAACAGCUACUUGCAAAAUCGGAAGCAAUUUGUAGUUUUUAGGGGAACAAAAAUUUCUAUGAAGAAUGUUGAUAUUGGUAUACCGCAAAGAUCAAUAUUAGGACCUCUUUUAUUUUUAAUAUUUAUUAAUGACAUUCAUAGAUUACCAUUAAUGGGUAAAUUAUUUCUGUUCGCUGACGACGGUAGUUUAUUUUCCCUGGUAAUGAUUUAAAGGAAGUUGAAGCUCAAAUACGACAUGAUUUAUUUAUUUUGUCAGAAUAAUUUAGAAUAAAUAAGAUAGAAAUGAAUGCUUCAAUAACCAAAAUUAU
This is a messenger RNA of Condylostylus longicornis, 4806 nucleotides long. RefSeq names its product tigger transposable element-derived protein 1-like. Gene Ontology annotation, cellular component: nucleus. Lineage: Eukaryota; Metazoa; Arthropoda; Insecta; Diptera; Dolichopodidae. The transcript has a single exon. The coding region runs from base 503 to 1120 and encodes 205 amino acids. The record is from RefSeq and is a predicted model, not a curated record. Gene Ontology annotation, molecular function: DNA binding.